Messenger RNA from Gamsiella multidivaricata, 1157 nucleotides. Its product is annotated as thioredoxin-like protein. Gene Ontology annotation, cellular component: mitochondrion; cytosol. Gene Ontology annotation, biological process: cellular oxidant detoxification; cell redox homeostasis. Bases 279 to 956 code for a protein of 225 amino acids. NCBI's taxonomy places the organism in Eukaryota, Fungi, Mortierellomycota, Mortierellomycetes, Mortierellales, Mortierellaceae. The transcript has a single exon. Gene Ontology annotation, molecular function: peroxiredoxin activity. The record is from RefSeq and is a predicted model, not a curated record.
GGGACAGUGGGCCCAUAUACAGUAUGCCCUUUUCUGGCGGGUUCUUUUUCUUUUUUUCUUCGAUCUCUCUCCCUCGAAAGUGACUGUUCAUCGCUCGUCUCCUUCGAUGGCGAAAUCGAUCCGCAUUUUGAUGCGUCCAACCACUCUCCCGUUCUGCGCGAUAACGACGCAGACGCGACUAUAAAAAGACCGUCUUCUCCAAAAGGAUCUCUCUCUUCUCAUUCCUUCCCUCAUCCCUCCACCUUCACACCCCAUACUCACCCUCCACACUCGCAACUAUGUCUCCCGACCGCAACCCCCUCCGUCUUGGCUCCAUCGCCCCUGACUUCGAGGCCGAGACCACCAAGGGCCCCAUCAAGUUCCACGACUUUAUCGGCAACUCCUGGGUCAUCCUCUUCUCCCACCCCGCCGACUUCACCCCUGUCUGCACCACCGAGCUCGGCGUCGUCGCCCGUCUCCAGGACAAGUUCGAGGAGCGCAACGUCAAGGUCAUCGGCCUCUCUGCCAACGGCCUCGAGUCGCACCAGGAGUGGAUUAAAGACAUCAACGAGGUCAACGACGUCGACCUCAAUUUCCCUAUCAUUGCCGAUGCCGACCGCAAGAUCUCGACCCUCUACGACAUGUUGGAUUACCAGGAUAUCACUAACCUCGAUGCCAAGGGCAUUCCCUUCACUGUCCGCUCCGUCUUCAUCAUUGACCCCAAGAAGACCAUCCGUCUGACCCUCUCCUACCCUGCUUCGACCGGCCGCAACUUUGACGAGAUCCUGCGCGUUGUUGACUCAUUGCAGUUGGGCGACAAGAACCGCAUCACCACCCCUGCCAACUGGAAGCACGGUGACAAGGUCAUCGUCCACCCCUCUGUCUCCAACGAGGAGGCCGAGAAGCUCUUCCCUGGCUUUGAGACUGUCAAGCCCUACCUCCGCUUCGCUGCCCAGCCUGGCACUCAGAAGGCCUAAACUUGGCGCUCGCACGCUACCUUGCCACACUUGUAUAUCCAGAUCCAAAAGGCCAUAAUCAUUUCCUGUAAAUAAAAUAUUUAUUAACCAAACGACUCGAACACGCCAUUUUGAUCUGCUCGACUCUUUCCUCCACUUUUCGUCUCCGACGCGCGCGGACGGCGCGUUCUUUGUAUACAUUGAAGAUUCCUUAAAACUGAC